Molecule: messenger RNA, 987 nt
Organism: Talaromyces marneffei
Lineage: Eukaryota; Fungi; Ascomycota; Eurotiomycetes; Eurotiales; Trichocomaceae
Exons: 1
Coding region: 1-987 (328 amino acids)
Source: RefSeq, a predicted model, not a curated record
AUGUCGGAUAUAGUCGUCAUCCCUCGUCCUGGGGAGAUUAGAGAAAGUCAACCACCAAUUCAAGCACCAUCCGAAGCUGCAUUCGUCGAGACAUUUGGCCAAUUAUUACCACCGGCAUCAUAUCUACAAACACCCAUUGGCAGAGCGGCAUACUAUGAGCUACUACCGCCUUCGUCUUCCGCUGAACCAGGUACAUGUAGCGACUCGGAAAUCUCACGUGUAGUGCUUGUGCAUGGCGUCCAAACUCCCGCCCUCGGACUCCAGCCUUUAGCAAGCACCCUCAAAUCAAAAUUCCCAAAUGCGCACAUCGUGCUCAUCGACCUCUGGGGCCAUGGUCUAACCGACACCCCCAUCGUGGCCCAUGACCCGUCUCUCUUCCAUUCCCUCCUCGACUCCCUCCUUGUGCACCUCAAAUGGGACAAUGCACAUUUUUUGGGAUACUCAUUCGGCGGCUCAACGGUCGCGACUUUUGCCGCUGCGUAUCCGCAUCGCGUCGCGUCAUUUGUGCUUGUUGCCGCUGCAGGUCUGAAAAGGGCGUCGCGGUUUGAUGAGGUGGGAAGCGGCUAUAUGCGCAGUGGAGACGACGUCUCGGAAGAGAAGGUUCAGGAAUGGGUUCUCGACACGCUUGAAGGGGGUCCUUUAAUCGUGUCCCCGGAUUGGGAAGCGAGAGUUGCUAGGGGCGAAGUUGUCGCUGAGGCAAUCAAAGACUGGGAAAUAAAACACCACAGGGGGCAUAUGGCCAGUGUAGUAGGCAUCUUUCGAGAUGGGGGCGUGUUUGAUCGACAAGAUCAGUUUAUUGAGGCGGCAAAGACGGGGAUUAGGAAUAUAUGUGUUGUAGGCGAGUGGGAUGAUUGGUGUACGAAGACGGAUUUGCAGGAGGUUGGAUUCAGGGAUGUGGUUGUUGUGCCGGCGGUGGGACAUGGCGUGGUAAGGGAGAGGGUACCUGAGGUUGCAGGUUUUAUUGAGGGGUUUUGGAAGAGCCUUUAG